Messenger RNA from Ilex paraguariensis (yerba mate), 1269 nucleotides. Lineage: Eukaryota; Viridiplantae; Streptophyta; Magnoliopsida; Aquifoliales; Aquifoliaceae. The record is from the annotation of a GenBank genome assembly.
AUGGAUGACCAACUCCAAAAGGAUAAACUUGCUUAUUCAGAGAAAUGUAUCCAUUGGAACGGUGAUCGCAAGGACCAGAAAGCUUUGGAAAGGCUUCGAGCUGAAAGGCAAGCGAAGAUUGACGAACUUAAAGAGAAGACAAACUACUAUUCUACACAACAGCUCAUUCAGAGAUAUGACCCUGACCCAGCAGCAAAGGCAGCUGCUGCAACUGUCCUUGCGUCCAAGUUGGGUGCAGAUUCUGGCUUGAAAUUAUACAUGGGAGAUGAGUCUAAGCUUAAUGACCCUACAGGACAGAGUCAUGAUUUUGAAAUUGUGAAAUCCAGUGGGAUUCGUAAUAGGAAGCAAUCUCUUACCAGAUCCAGUAGCACAGAGAGUACUGUGUUGCAUCAGUCCAAUGAAGAAAUGAUUCGUUUGGCCGGAUCUGAGGGGCCUGAGAUUUCUGAGCAUAAUCAGUUGGUGGUCGAACAUGGUGAUCGCAAGGACCAGAAAGCUUUGGAAAGGCUUCGAGCUGAAAGGCAAGCGAAGAUUGACGAACUUAAAGAGAAGACAAACUACUAUUCUACACAACAGCUCAUUCAGAGAUAUGACCCUGACCCAGCAGCAAAGGCAGCUGCUGCAACUGUCCUUGCGUCCAAGUUGGGUGCAGAUUCUGGCUUGAAAUUAUACAUGGGAGAUGAGUCUAAGCUUAAUGACCCUACAGGACAGAGUCAUGAUUUUGAAAUUGUGAAAUCCAGUGGGAUUCGUAAUAGGAAGCAAUCUCUUACCAGAUCCAGUAGCACAGAGAGUACUGUGUUGCAUCAGUCCAAUGAAGAAAUGAUUCGUUUGGCAGGAUCUGAGGGGCCUGAGAUUUCUGAGCAUAAUCAGUUGGUGGUCGAACAUGGUCAAACAGGAUUGAUCACACAUGAUGGAGGAUGGAUUGCUCGAAUUGCAGCAUUGCUCGUGGGAGAGGAUCCAACACAAUCUUAUGCACUUAUAUGUGGCAACUGCCAUAUGCACAAUGGGCUUGUGAGGAAGGAGGAUUUUCCAUAUAUAACUUACUACUGCCCACAUUGCAACGCCCUGAAUAGGCCAAACCAACUUGACGAGCAUGCUUCUGGUUCCAACACUCCUACAAGCUCCUCAACAACUGUGGGUGAGGUUACAGUAAUCAACAACGCUAUUGCUUCCAGGAGUGACACGAUCUCUGAAAGUUGCAGCCCAGUGGCUGCUGCAGUGGAAACCACAGAAGAAAGCGAGAAAAUAGUAUCUGAGGCUCCUGUUAGUUAA